Molecule: messenger RNA, 2326 nt
Organism: Sphaerodactylus townsendi
Lineage: Eukaryota; Metazoa; Chordata; Lepidosauria; Squamata; Sphaerodactylidae
Gene: POLA2
Product: DNA polymerase alpha 2, accessory subunit
Exons: 17
Coding region: 131-1930 (599 amino acids)
Biological process (GO): DNA replication initiation; DNA replication
Cellular component (GO): alpha DNA polymerase:primase complex
Molecular function (GO): DNA binding
Source: RefSeq, a predicted model, not a curated record
UGUCUGUCGGCGCCUAUUCAUUGGUAGCUGUGAGUCCCGCCUUGAGUUCGAUGCCGGCGGAGAAGGAAGGUGGCAGCGGAGUGGGAACGCGCGCGGUUUUUUGUAUUUUGUGCUAGCAGCGAGGCCGGCGAUGGCGGCUGAAGUGGUGCUAGAUGAGGUGAAGGUCUUCGGGUUGGCCCCCCAAGAAGAUCAAGAGGCAGCUGUGUCCGAGAAACUGGUGGAACUCUGCAUAUUGCACCAGCUGAAAGAGAACGAACUGGCGGAUGAACUCGUUGCUUACGCAGCUAGGAAGCAAGUUUUUCUCCUGACAGUGGACUUCCUGAACAUCUUUGAACAUGAAGUAAGGAGGCUCUGCAAAGAGCUGGUGGCCAUGAGGCUUUGGACUCGCGCUACCCCUUCUCAGAAGUACAGCUCUCGGGGCAGCCGCGGAGAAGUCGUUACAUCCUUUGGCUCUGUACAAGGCCCUUCUUGGAGUGGAAAUGGGGGCUCAACCACCAGCGUGAAGUUCUUCGGUUCUGCAGAAGAUGCUCUCACUAAGCGGUACAAAUACAUGUUUCAAAAGCUCUUGGAUAACCGGGAAGUAUUUUCCUACAAGAUUGAGGAACUCGGUGAAGCACUGAAGGAACAUUACCAAAUAGAAGAGUUCUCCUCUGUGAUUGUCCCGACGCAGGAGCCAGUGACUGUUCUGGGCCAGAUUGGUUGUGAUUCCAAUGGAAAACUGAACGCCAAGUCGGUCAUCUUGGAAGGAGAUCAAGAACACUCUUCGGGAGGGCAAGUUCCUGUGGAUGUAUCAGAGCUUGCAGAAUACUCUCUUUUCCCAGGACAGGUUGUGGUUAUGGAAGGUACAAACAGUAGCGGUGGACAGCUGGUUGCAUCCAAACUGUACGAGGGGGUGCCACUUCCCUUCCAUAAGCCUACAGGUCCAAUUGAAGAAGCAGAGCAGCAGAUGGUCUUGGUAGCCUGUGGCCCUUACACCACUUCUGACAGCAUUUCCUAUGACCCUUUGGUGGAUCUUAUUGAAGUAAUCAAUAAGGACAGGCCGGAUGUUUGCAUUCUGCUGGGACCUUUUCUUGAUACAAAACACACCCAAGUUGAGAACUGUCAGCUCACGGCCUCGUUUGAAGAUUUCUUCAAGCUGUGCAUGAAGUCCCUAAUCGAGAACACAAGGAACACCGGCUCACGCCUUGUCAUCGUCCCUUCUCUGAGAGACGUGCACCACGACUACAUCUACCCACAGCCACCUUUCAGCUGUUAUGAGCUGUCGAAGGACGACAAGCAGGUAUUUCCCACUUUUGAAGGAGUCUUUGAUCCCCUUGAUGCUCCCUCUGGAGGCUAUCCAGUUGGAGUAGGGGAGGAGUGGGCCCUCUUCCUGAAAAGCUUCUGCCCCAAAAACUAUGUCAGUCUCUUUCAGCCCAGUCCAGAAGGUGUGGCUCUCCGGGACACCUGGACGCAGCACUCAGUCUGUGCUCCCAUGCUGCUGCCAGCCCCGUCGGUGGAGGUGUUCCUGGGGGUGGAGCUGACAUUAGUCAGCUUCCACCCCGAGUUUGCGUGGAAGUGUCUGGCGGCCCAGGCCUUGGACAGACAUGACCCAAAAGGUUCUUCCAGCGUCUUGGACCGGUUUUCCAGAAUUCUCAAGCACAUUCUGACUCAGCGGAGUUACUACCCGCUUUACCCUCCUGCAGAAGAGAUAAACAUUGAUUAUGAGAACUUCUAUCACUAUGCGAAGCUGCCUGUCUCACCGGACGUGUUGAUCACUCCGUCGGACUUGAGAUACUUCAUUAAGGACAUUCUCGGGUGCAUCUGUAUGAACCCCGGCCGGCUAACAAAAGGCCAGGUGGGGGGCACUUACGGCCGUUUGUACGUCCAGCAGCAGAUCCACAGAGAGGAGCGGAAGAGUCCAUGCGUUGCUGCUCAGGUUAUCAAAAUCUAGCCUGGGGACCCACUGCCGAGGAGGACAGACCAGCAGAAACCCUUUGGUACAAACUGGACCAAAACACACUUUGAGGCAAACAGUUGGAGGGGAGAGUCCCUGCCAGCAGGACUUAAAGAUGUCUCCUAGGAUCGCAGAUAUUUGGAAUCUUGCCCUCUGCCUUUGCAGCCACAACAGUGAAGCAUCCCAAAAAGUUGGACAGAAUCCACGUGCCGUCGCUGCUGCCAAUACCCUAUUGAUACACUCUGCUUAGAUUUUUAAAAAGUUUUGUCUUGCUUGUACCUUUUUCUUAUGGGACCCCCAACCCCACUGUAAAGAUUAUGAUGUCAGGAGCCUUGUGAGUGUGUUGAAUAAUGUUUCCUGUACUCCAAAGCAUCUAAGAAAACCGUUCUUUGA